Molecule: messenger RNA, 2330 nt
Organism: Cottoperca gobio
Lineage: Eukaryota; Metazoa; Chordata; Actinopteri; Perciformes; Bovichtidae
Product: derlin-2-like
Exons: 7
Coding region: 17-727 (236 amino acids)
Source: RefSeq, a predicted model, not a curated record
GGCAGCAGCAGCAGCGAUGGCUCACAGCUUCACUCAGGAGUAUUUUCAGAUCCCUGUGGUGACCCGAACAUACACGACCGCCUGCGUCCUCACCACUGCUGCUGUGCAACUUGAGGUCAUCACCCCCUUUCAGCUCUAUUUUAACCCCGACCUCAUCAUCAGAAGAUACGAGAUAUGGCGCCUGAUAACCAGCUUCCUCUUCUUUGGUUCUCUUGGAUUCAGCUUUGUGUUCAACAUCAUCUUUCUUUAUCGAUACUGUCGGAUGCUGGAGGAAGGAUGUUUCCGGGGAAGGACAGCGGAUUUUGUUUUCAUGUUCCUGUUUGGGGGAACCGUGAUGACUCUGUUCGGUCUGUUCGCCAACGUCUUCUUCCUGGGCCAGGCCUUCAUCAUCAUGCUGGUGUACGUGUGGAGUAGAAGACAUCCGCUCGUACGCAUGAACUUCUUCGGCUUCCUGAACUUCCAGGCGCCUUUCCUCCCCUGGGUGCUCAUGGGAUUUUCGCUUCUGCUCGGAAACUCCAUCGUGGUCGACCUCCUAGGUAUCAGUGUCGGUCACAUGUACUACUUCCUAGAAGAUGUGUUUCCAAACCAGCCGGGAGGACGGAGGCUGCUGAUGACUCCACAACUUCUACGGGCCAUGUUUGACCAGCCGGAGGACCCAGACUACCGUCCCCUCCAAGAAGAGCAGCAGGGAGGAGAUCUGCAGCAGGACGAGGAGCCGCACAAUUAGCUGAAUCAUGUAUGAUGACAGUUAGAGGAAGUGGAUCUGUGGAGCCCCGAGUCUCUGCAGAGGGCAGUCGACACGUAUGACUGAACUGCUUUUCAGCAUCAUGAACAUUUACAAUGUUUUUUACUUUUGUUUUUUUUUAUGCAAAAGUAUUUUGGACUUUAUAAUAACUUAAUAUAACUUAAUAAUUUUAACUGCGGAGCGUUCAUCCACCUUAAUGAGCAGUUUCUUUAAGACAGACACCAUCAUUUAAACAUGCAAUGAAAAUACAGCAAAAUGGAAUAAUUGGGAGUAGAAGGACAUCCGCAGUUUCUUUUUUCUUGGAAAGCGGAGUAGAAGAAACUUAAAAAGACACCCUGUAGCGUUUGACCACGACUCAGCAGAGCGAUGUUUUUACGAGUGGUAUCGUGCACGAGCACGAUGGGCGGGCAACAACAAAGGAAGUGAAGAAGAAGAUGGCUACCAAGUCAACACUGCAGAAUUUUUUUUUAUUAUAAAAUCAGCUUUGCAAAUGUAGCCCUCCAGGAUCCACAAAAUAACACUGACGGUAAACGGAAACUUUGUUUACAAGAAAACUCCACAGGGCACCUUUUAAAGUUCGCUAAUUAUAUUUGUUUUAGCUUUCAACCGUAACUUAGGGUCUUCAUCAGGGGGCAUCACGUGACCUGGUAAUAACAGGACAAUGUAUACGAGGAGAAAUUUUAACCUGUUUCUGAAAACCGUUAGAAGCGUGGGUGCAUAAAGAGCUCGUAAAUGGACCUUUGAGUUGAGAUUAUUCCGUCACAUGUAAUGUUCAAGGUCCGGAAUGCACUUCCACGCUCAACAGAAUUUAUGUUCCAAUUCGAGAGUUUGUGUUGAUGCUCCAAUAUUUACAAUAUAACAGACACAAGAGACUGAUCCACUAAGACUUUGUGAGCAUAAACAAAUACACACAUCCUAGUAAAAGAGAAGUAAGAGCAGCUGUAAAGGAGCAGGACUGACAUGAUGACUCCCUCUCCUGCUGUUGUGUCACAGAACUGCCGACGGCCUGAAAUCCCACAGGCCCGUCUGCACACUCUGCACUUUCACCCGCUGCCUUUGUGGGUCAGACACUGGGGGACAAAAUGCAAACUGCUUAGCACAACAACAAGCAAACACGUCUCUGUGGGCGCGUCCAACAAUAAAACACACACACCAUCCCUCAGAACACCGCACUGCGGAUUAAUACGAGCCAAGAAACCAAUUCUGUUUCAACACUAUUUCUUUUUCCUUGUCUAAUAGAAAAACAUCCAAAGGAACAUUUACAGUAAAGAUUAUUAUGGGAUGAAGAACGAGAAAUCCUGAUGUACAAAGUGGCCUUAAAUAAAGAAUUAAUACACAAAAACCUUGAAGUCGUGAAAUAUUGAAUUGCGAUUUUACUGAUUUAUAUUUAAACUGUAAACAUGUUCCACAAAUUAAGCUACAGCCUUCCAUUUGUGACUUACAAUAAACAAAGACAAUGACAAACUUGUGUAACCUGAUAAAAUAAUGCAGGUACUUGUUUUUGGAGGUCCUCCCAAAGUUCAGUUCAACAUAAAAACAUUCCUUUUUCUACAGAAGUGGCCAAUUUAACUCACAUUAAGACAUU